Molecule: messenger RNA, 981 nt
Organism: Parnassius apollo (apollo)
Lineage: Eukaryota; Metazoa; Arthropoda; Insecta; Lepidoptera; Papilionidae
Source: the annotation of a GenBank genome assembly
AUGAUUUACUCAGCCUGCGACGCAUUCGCAUUUCAAAGGACACAAGAAGGAGAAGGGGGGGACAAAAACAUAACAGACACGGUAGCCCGAGUGCCGCCACACUGCCACAUCACAAUCAAAUGCACUAGAGAGAUCGCGGGGUUCAACGGUCUAUCAGAAGCGGUUCGCCGGCUGGAUUUCUCUUCGGCGGUGCGAGAUGUACGCAGGUUCAACUACAUUUGCGCCCUGCUGGAGCUGCUGCUGGGCGGACAGCGUCUGACGCACCUGCCCGGUGCAGCGCAGAAGUUGCUUCUGUCUAUGUUGGAGCAGCUCGCUGACCACGUGGCGACGUCGAAGCAUAACCCGAACGCGCUACGCGCGCUGGUGGGCGGGCUGGCGGCGCUGCGCGAGGCGGAGCGGCGCGCGUGCUGGGGCCGCCCGCUCGGCUCGCGGGCGCUCUGGCGCCACCACGACCGUGCCAUCGCGCGCAUCACGCGCACCGCGCAGGCCGUGCGCAUGCAAGAGGUACGCACCGCUGCCCCCAGCUGCCACCGCACGUACGGGGCGGCCCCCUCGGGUCAGGCGCCACCACGACUGCGCCAUCGCGUGCACCGCGCAGGCCGUGCGCAUGCACGAGGUACGCACCGCUACCACCAGCUGCCACCGCACGUGCGGGGCGGCCCGCUCGGCUCUGGCGCCACCACGAUCGCGUCAUCACGCGCACCGCGCAGGCCGUGCGCAUGCACGAGGUACACACCGCUGCCACCAGAUGCCAUCGCACGUGCGGGCCGGGCCGCUCGGCUCUGGCGCCACCACGACCGCGCCAUCACGCGCACGGCGCAGGCCGUGCGCAUACACGAGGUAUGUAGCGCUGCCACCAGCUGCCACCGCACGUGCGGGGCCGCCCGCUCGGCUCCGGCGCCACCACGACCUCGCCAUCACGCGCACCGUGCAGGCCGUGCGCAUGCACGAGGUACACACCGCUGCCACCAGCUGUUAUAG